GCUCGGGCGCGGGGCGUUCUUGGUGCGCCGGGCCGUGGUGAGUCCGGGCUCCCGUGGCCGCGUGCUGGGAGGAGACUGGAGCCCGGUUAGGAAGAAUGGAGUUGGCGACUCGCUACCAGAGCACUUCGCAGGCAUAGUUUGGAAGUCAUCAGGGCUGGUUCUUUUCCUUCCAGAUCCCUAAAGAAGUGGCUGACAUCUUUAACGCCCCCAGUGAUGAUGAAGAGUUUGUUGGCUUCCGAGAUGAUGUUCCCAUGGAAACCCUCUCGUCAGAGGAGAGCUGCGAUAGUUUUGACUCACUAGAGUCAGGGAAACAGCAGGAUGUGCGCUUUCAUUCCAAAUACUUCACAGAAGAGCUAAGAAGAAUUUUUAUAGAGGACACUGACUCAGAGACUGAGGAUUUUGCAGGAUUUACGCAGAGUGAUCUGAAUGGAAAGACUAACCCAGAAGUAAUGGUCGUGGAGUCAGAUUUGAGUGAUGAUGGCAAAGCAUCUUUGGUGAGCGAGGAAGAGGAAGAUGAAGAAGAAGAUAAGGCUACCCCUAGAAGAAGCAGGUCUAGAAGAAGUAGUAUUGGUCUUCGAGUAGCCUUUCAGUUCCCCACCAAGAAGCUGGCCAACAAACCAGAUAAAAACAGUUCUUCCGAGCAGUUGUUUUCUAGCGCACGCUUACAGAAUGAGAAAAAAACAAUUCUUGAAAGAAAGAAAGACUGUAGACAGGUGAUACAAAGGGAAGAUUCUACCUCUGAGUCUGAGGAUGACUCUCGGGAUGAGAGCCAGGAGAGUUCAGAUGCUUUGCUGAAAAGGACCAUGAACAUCAAGGAGAACAAAGCCAUGCUUGCCCAGUUAUUGGCGGAAUUGAACUCGAUGCCAGAUUUCUUCCCAGUACGAACCCCAACCUCAGCUUCUAGGAAGAAGACAGUGAGGCGGGCCUUCUCGGAGGGACAGAUCACGCGGCGUAUGAACCCAACCCGGAGUGCGCGGCCUCCUGAGAAGUUUGCUCUAGAGAACUUCACUGUCUCAGCCGCUAAAUUUGCGGAAGAGUUUUACAGCUUCCGAAGAAGGAAGACAAUUGGGGGGAAAUGCCGGGAGUACAGACGACGUCACCGUAUAUCUUCUUUUCGGCCAGUGGAGGAUAUCACCGAAGAGGACUUAGAAAAUGUUGCCAUAACUGUUCGAGAUAAAAUCUAUGAUAAAGUUCUGGGUAACACGUGCCAUCAGUGUCGACAAAAGACCAUCGACACCAAGACAGUGUGUCGGAACCAGGGUUGCUGUGGUGUGCGAGGACAGUUCUGUGGACCAUGCCUGCGGAACCGCUAUGGGGAGGAUGUCAGAUCGGCAUUGCUGGACCCGGAUUGGGUGUGUCCCCCCUGUCGUGGGAUCUGCAAUUGCAGCUACUGUCGGAAGCGUGACGGCCGCUGUGCCACAGGAAUCCUCAUUCAUCUGGCCAAGUUUUAUGGUUAUGACAAUGUUAAGGAAUAUCUGGAGAGCUUACAAAAGGAGCUGGUAGAAGACAAUUAAGAGGAAAACAAACAGAACCAGCCACCUCACCAUAGAGUACUCCAACAAGACAUGCAUACCAUUGGUGCCUAAGAAAGAUUUUUUUACAGUUGUGUUUUUAUACAGAAAUUCUUUGUAGAAAUUACUAUUUUUUGUUAAAGAUUGUUUAUAUGCUUACAAAGAUUUCUCAGGAAGACAGCAGAGCAGAGGAAUCUAUAUAGAUGUAUGCACAGACCUGUCUGUAUGCUGAACUUUGUUAAAAAUAUCUGCCAGUUAUUAAAAAGCACAGUUUAAAUGGGGUGGGGUUAAAGUUCAGGUAAGUAAGUUAGAGAGAAAACAUUGUAUGAUCAGCUCCUGCACUUGAUCUAUCUAUCUUUGGCUUCCCAAACAGUAACUCACUCCAGGCCAAGUGUGCCUUAGCACGAGUGACCACAGUUUAAUAGACCACACACAUCGUUUAACCUGCUCUUGGUCAUUGGAAAUUUACACUGAACAAAGUGCAAUUAACUGUAGAACAGUUUUAUUUUUAUUAAAACUUGACUGAACAAAAGGGGACCAUCAACAUUGUAGACACUGGACACUGGAGGCCUUACAGAGUGCUAGCCUCUUCCUUCAGGACUCACCUGGGGCCUGCUGCUUUUAUAUUUUGAAAGAGUUUAAGGGCUAAUAAUUUAAUUUGUUGUUUGUUAAAAAUUAAAAUCUCCGUUCUUUCCGGCUGCAUUGCUUUUGCAUGUUCACAUAUGAUGUACUUUUAUGAUGUACUUUUUUUUUUUUGAGAUGGAGUCUUGUUCUGUUGCCCAGGAGGGAGUGCAGUGGUGCAACCUCGGCUCACUGCAACCUUUGCCUCCUAGGUUCAAGUGAUUCUCCUACCUCCUGAGUAACUGGGAUUACAGUCGUGUGCCACCACGCUCAGCCCUGAGUUAGUUUCUAGUAUUUUUUUCUGACUUUCACUCUAAGGAUAGCGUUGAAAAAAGAAUGCACGUGUGAGUUACUAAAAAGUUAGAAUAAUGUGCAUGGGAACAGUGCAGCAACAUGCUAGAAAAUCCUCACUGCACUCCAGCAGAGGCUAGAGGAAUGCCAGUGUUACCUUACGCUUCUAGAAGCAGAGCCACUCCAGCCAGAACCCAUUUUGCAGUCUUCUCUUCGCUCUUCAGCCUGAAGGUCCAGAUGUAGCUGGGGCCUCUCAGUUUGGUUCUAUACACAGGGCACUCGUAGGUCUGUUUGGUUUCUUGUCUGUCCACGGGGGUGGCUUUUGCAAAGAUGACCGGCAUAGGGCAUGCCAGCUCCUUGAGACGGGCUUCAACAAUGGUUCCUGCUUGGGUGUCCCAGCGGGCGCCUAUGGCAAAAACACAGCGGUUGCAAUUGUGUGGCAGCUUGCUACUAAUGAUAAUGAUCAAGUAAGUUGUUUGAUGCAAUAAACAUUCAACAUUCUGGUUUUGUCAUA
Homo sapiens (human) is the source of this 2937-nucleotide messenger RNA. It is a transcript of the gene CDCA7L, whose product is annotated as cell division cycle associated 7 like. The transcript is spliced from 11 exons. NCBI's taxonomy places the organism in Eukaryota, Metazoa, Chordata, Mammalia, Primates, Hominidae. Gene Ontology annotation, cellular component: nucleus; cytoplasm. The record is from RefSeq and is marked validated. The coding region runs from base 252 to 1514 and encodes 420 amino acids. Gene Ontology annotation, biological process: regulation of DNA-templated transcription.